GCUACGACAAGUCACGGGUCUUCCUUAGCAACCGGUGCUUGGGCGGCGGCGCGGGCCGCGGUGGCGGCGCAGCAGUGUCCUCUGAGCUGGAAAUUUUCCCCUCCUGCUGAAGCUGCUCUGCCUGUGUUCACAGAGCUGUGCUCCUCUCAGCUGCCUGUGCCGCAGCACCUUGCUGAGCUCCAGGCCAUCCCCUCUGCCCCUUCCCGGGGUCACUGUGGAAGUACCAUGGCAGACACCGGGGAGGGGAAAAAGGAGGAAGCUGACUAUAAAAGACUUCACAGCUUUCCACUGAUUAGGCACACUGACAUGCCAGAGGAGAUGCGUGUAGAGGCCAUGGAGCUGUGCGUUACGGCAUGUGAGAAAUACGCCACCAACAACGAGAGUGCUGCCAAGAUGAUCAAAGAGAUGAUGGACAAGAAAUUUGGGUCCUCCUGGCAUGUGGUGAUUGGGGAAGGUUUUGGCUUUGAGAUCACUCACGAGGUGAAGAAUCUGCUGUACAUGUUCUUUGGUGGCAGCCUGGCUGUGUGUGUCUGGAAGUGCUCCUGACGUCUGGCGGGGUCCCAUACAAGAGAUUUCUUGUACGCUGCAUUCAAGAGAUUUCUUCCUUCUCUUGACAGUUUUGUACAAUCUGGAGGUGGGGCUUUUUUUUUUUAAUAGUUAAACAUCAAGAUUUUUUUUUCAUAUUGACUUAACAGUUCCAUGGGAUACAUAUAGUUGGUGCAUGUGUAUGUAUAAACUUGCUAAGCUGUCCUGUCCUUGCUUAUAGGAUUUCUCAUCUGUCUGUGGCUCUUUCUGGGGUGGUUGAGCCGAAGCAGGAAGGAGAUGGGGUGUAGGUAUCUCACGACACGCUGCAGAGCCGUGUAGCAACGCUAGGAGGGGGAAGCAAAAGAGAAAAGGUGCUAUCUAACCCUACGGGGGUUUUUGUCCUCCCACUUGUUCCACGUCGUGCCCUCUCUUCUCUGCCUUCCCUGCUACCCUGUGGUAUGGCUCUGACCGGCACCUGUUUCUCCUCUCUCUGAAUGCUGAGCAUAUCUUCUUUCCCCCUCACUUUUAAGAUGUCCGUACAGAACUGGCAGUGCCAAGGGUCCCCAUGGAGGCAGACUGAGCUCGCCCUUCCCCAUUUCUUUUGGGAGGGCACAACAGCUGAGCUGCCUGGGUGUAGGAGGUUGCUAUGCAAACUGCCCCCUCCUUUCUCACCCACCACACACUGAGAUAGCAUGAAAACACAGGCAGCUGACGACGCCUGGGGAGUGGGUGAGAACUCUUCAUAAGGCUUGAAUGCCUCCCUGUCAGUUCUUGGGGGUGUUGUAAGUGCUGUGUACUUUCAGCAUCUUGUUUGGAGGCUGGUAGAGGCUCCAUGUGAGAUAUCACUUGGUCAUCACAAACCUAACGUCUUUUUGGACUUGCAUUCUUUUAGUCUGUUUCAUUUUUUAAAGCUGUCAGUGUUGGAGGAUGGAAUGAACGUAAUUGUAUGUUACGUAUAUGGCUUAUUUAUAUAAAUCUGGGGAACUGUUUUUACAAUAAAAAUUUAGUAAAAUGUC
Molecule: messenger RNA, 1541 nt
Organism: Falco peregrinus (peregrine falcon)
Lineage: Eukaryota; Metazoa; Chordata; Aves; Falconiformes; Falconidae
Gene: DNAL4
Product: dynein axonemal light chain 4
Exons: 4
Coding region: 226-546 (106 amino acids)
Biological process (GO): microtubule-based process
Cellular component (GO): dynein complex
Molecular function (GO): dynein light intermediate chain binding; dynein intermediate chain binding
Source: RefSeq, a predicted model, not a curated record